ACUGUUCGUGAAGGGGGAGGAAAAGCAGGGCCUUUUAAAAAGGGAAUCACAACAACUUUUGCUGCCAGGAUGCCUUUGCUUUGGAAGAGAGGAUUUCUGUUGGUGCUUUGCUGGAUUAUAGUGAGGAGUUCCCCAACCCCAGGAUCCGAGGGGCACAGUUCAGUCACUGACUGUCCAUCAUGUGCCCUUGCCACGCUCUCAAAGGAUGUGCCCAGCUCACAGCCUGAGAUGGUGGAAGCAGUAAAGAAGCACAUACUGAACAUGUUGCACUUGAGGGACAGACCUAAUAUCACCCAGCCAGUGCCCAAGGCAGCACUUUUAAACGCCAUCAAAAAACUCCACGUGGGAAAGGUGGGAGAGGAUGGUUAUGUGGAAAUAGAGGAUGAUGUUGGAAGAAGAGCCGAAAUGAAUGAAGUUGUGGAGCAAACCUCAGAAAUCAUCACUUUUGCAGAAUCAGGCACAGCCAAGAAAAUGUUGCACUUUGAGAUUUCCAAGGAAGGCAGUGAAUUAUCAGUGGUGGAGCAUGCUGAAGUGUGGCUCUUCCUGAAGGUCUCCAAGGCCAACCGGAGCAGGACAAAAGUCACCAUCCGCCUGUUUCAACAGCAGCGGCAGCCAAAAGGCAAUUAUGAAGGAGCUGAGGAUGCAGAGGAUGGGGGACUGAAAGGUGAAAAGAGUGAGACUUUGAUUUCAGAAAAGGCAGUGGACACCCGUAAGAGCACUUGGCACAUCUUCCCCGUCUCCAGCAGUGUCCAGAGACUCCUGGACCAAGGCAAGAGCUCUCUGGAUGUGCGGAUUGCCUGUGACCUGUGUCAAGAGACAGGAGCCAACCUGGUGCUACUGGGUAAGAAGAAGAAAAAAGAAGAUGAUGGGGAAGGGAAAGAAAAGGAAGCUGGAGAAUUCACAGUAGAAGAGGAGAAGGAGCAAUCACAUCGGCCCUUCUUGAUGAUGCUUGCCCGGCACUCAGAGGAUCGCCAGCACAGGCGGCGGAGACGAGGCCUGGAGUGUGAUGGCAAAGUCAAUAUCUGCUGCAAGAAGCAAUUCUUUGUCAGCUUCAAGGACAUAGGAUGGAGUGACUGGAUCAUUGCUCCUACAGGUUAUCAUGCCAACUACUGUGAAGGAGAGUGUCCCAGCCAUAUAGCAGGCACAUCUGGUUCAUCAUUAUCUUUCCACUCCACUGUCAUCAACCACUACCGCAUGCGGGGCCAUAGCCCCUUUGCCAACCUCAAAUCAUGUUGUGUGCCCACCAAGCUCCGGCCUAUGUCCAUGCUCUACUAUGAUGAUGGCCAGAACAUCAUUAAGAAAGACAUACAGAAUAUGAUCGUGGAGGAGUGUGGCUGUUCGUAGAUGCUGGUGUGCACAAGACCCUUGUUAAGAAAAUGUAUCAGAAGCCCAAGAAGAAGAAAGACCAGACAUGGUAUAAUCUUUUUUGAGUGAAUUAAUAAUCAGAAAUAUAAGCAAAAAACAGUAAAGAGCAAGAAAAGGGAGAGAGAGAAAAAGAAAAAAAAAAAAAAAGACUUAAGGAGGAUCAGAAAAGACUUCAGCUAUAAAAAUGGAAGAAAGCGUCAUGAAGCUGGGCUUGAAUAAGAUAGGUCUGAAUGGUGGUAUGGAUUGGGGAUUUCCCCUUCCUUUCAGUAUGCUUCUUAUCUUGUUACAUAGUAUACUAAACAUUAGUUACUACUAGGGGAAGGAAGUUCUGUUCCCUCCCUUAGUUACCCAUCAGGUCAAGCCAUGGUAGCAGCUCACCUAACCUGCAGAAAUUUGGACAAAGUCCAAAAGGUCAAUGAAAAGCCAUGUGUACGAUUACUACAGUCACUGGCGCUUUCCCCCCACAUUUACAGAGCCACUGAGUAGGUGUGUAGUGUUUGUGUUUGUAUAUAUAUAUGGCUAUGUAUACAUGCCUCUAUACAUACAGACACAAUACACGUACAUAUACUUAACAUUGGUCAAGGGUCAAUAGUGUGCAGGUGUGUACACCUACAUCUUCUGCACUACAUUUA
Ficedula albicollis (Collared flycatcher) is the source of this 1997-nucleotide messenger RNA. It is a transcript of the gene INHBA, whose product is annotated as inhibin beta A. The transcript has 2 exons. The record is from RefSeq and is a predicted model, not a curated record. NCBI's taxonomy places the organism in Eukaryota, Metazoa, Chordata, Aves, Passeriformes, Muscicapidae. Gene Ontology annotation, molecular function: cytokine activity; growth factor activity; hormone activity. The coding region runs from base 70 to 1344 and encodes 424 amino acids. Gene Ontology annotation, cellular component: extracellular region. Gene Ontology annotation, biological process: SMAD protein signal transduction; BMP signaling pathway.